AUGAAGCACCUCAUCGUUGUAGGUGCUUGCUACUUGGACACGAUACUCAAGAACGUCACCCUCGUCUACACACUCAUGACAUGGACAUCUACUGACCUACCUCUAGUCCUCAAUAUCCGACGUGGGGGUAACUGCCCCAACUCACUGCAAGUCUUGGAACAGCUGGUUGGCGAUCGUGAUGCCCUCCAACUGCAUCUAGUAUCACCGCUGCCUGACGCCUCCUCAUCCGCAACGCGGCGUGUUGUCUCUUCGUUCGGUUCGCAGUCCAAGAUCGACUUCAGCCGUUGCUUAUAUCGAGAGGGGCGUACGGAGGCGGCAAGCAGUUACAUCCUCCGCAGCCAGGAGACAGGCAGCCGUACCGUCAUAAAUUACAACGACUUGCCCGAGAUGACCGAAGACGAGUUCGGCAACAUUGCGCGAAGCUUCGAAGCAGGCGAGGAAACAUGGUGGCAUUUCGAGACUGAGUGUGAAUGGAUGCAACAGGGCCGAAUCCCGGAUACCGUACGGAGCUGCAUCCGCCUUUUGCGUAACGUCCUACCGAAUGCCAAUAUCAGUGUUGAGAUUGAGAAGCCUGGCAGGGAAGGUCUUCCGCAGCUGGCAUCAGAGGUGGACGCUGUCUUCUAUUCGCGAAGUUGGGCUGAGAGCCGAGGCCACAAAACUCCUGAAGAUUGCCUGAAAGGCGAAGAACAUCGAAUGGCGUCACUGGCACUGUGUACGUGGGGUGCAGAGGGAGCAGCUGGACUGUCUCGGUCGUCAGGCGAGACUGUUCACUGUCGCUGGCCUGCCCAAGCCCUAGCCCAGGAUGUAUACGGAGGAGACAUUUCCGUCAUCGAGUAUGUUCCACCCAACGCACAACUCAUACGCACAACUCAUACCAUCAAUCGCGUACCCGUAGAACUGCAGAAACUGACCGCUGUCCGAGAUAUAGUGCCGUGGGAGCAGGGGACACAUUCAUAG
Molecule: messenger RNA, 957 nt
Organism: Fusarium sp. VM40
Lineage: Eukaryota; Fungi; Ascomycota; Sordariomycetes; Hypocreales; Nectriaceae
Source: the annotation of a GenBank genome assembly